Messenger RNA from Megalobrama amblycephala (Wuchang bream), 2579 nucleotides. RefSeq names its product hyaluronan and proteoglycan link protein 4 (gene hapln4). NCBI's taxonomy places the organism in Eukaryota, Metazoa, Chordata, Actinopteri, Cypriniformes, Xenocyprididae. The record is from RefSeq and is a predicted model, not a curated record. Gene Ontology annotation, biological process: cell adhesion. The transcript is spliced from 6 exons. Gene Ontology annotation, molecular function: hyaluronic acid binding. The coding region runs from base 389 to 1525 and encodes 378 amino acids.
UGGGUGGGUAUUCAGUUAACGAACACUUACAAGCGCGCGCUUUGGCAGAGCAGCCAUUAUAGUUUUGUAAAUUUAGGGAUCAAAAUGGGCAAAUUUGUUAUUAGAGGAGAAAAACGAAAUGAGGAACAUACCAAUGAAAGAACGCAUUGCAAACAAGAAGAGUCGUAGCAUUAGCAGCGAAGUCACACUACAACAGCCUAGGGCUUUUCUUCAGCGGUAAAUGAAAGCGUCUUCCACUGCUGAUACCGUCAGCAGCAGUGUGAUGAGACGCGACAGACAUCUGCAGUGAUACCGAGUCAGGAUCGGGACAGCUGCACUAGAAGACGCGUCCGUCCACUGGAGCAAUAAUAACUUUAUCUCAUCUCAACAUAAAACGCGUCCUCUCGUGAUGAUGAUCUUGUGCCUGGAAACCAUUACCUGCACACUGUUGUUCCUUUCACCCUUUGUGACCACCUACCCAGCCGACUUGGAGAAAGGACGGAGGAGAGUUGUUCAUGUAAUGGAGGAUGAUACUGGGGCAGUGAUAGUCCAGACUGCUCCAGGUAAGGUGGUCACCCAUCGUGGUGGCACAAUCACCCUUCCCUGCCGUUACCACCAUGAACCAGAGAACGUCGACCCUCACCGCAUUCGCAUCAAAUGGACAAAAGUUUCUGAUGCUUUCCAGUUUGAAGACGUGUUUGUAGCACUGGGGCGACAACAGAAAGUAUUUGGGUCCUACCGUGGCCGUGUGUCUCUGGAGAGGGCAGGGCCAGGAGACGCUUCGGUUAUAAUUCACAACAUCACCUUGCAAGACUAUGGCCGCUAUGAGUGUGAGGUCACCAAUGACAUGGAGGACGACACAGGAUUUGUCAAUCUAGACCUUGAAGGUGUGGUGUUCCCAUACUACCCUCCAUCCGGACGCUACAAGCUGAACUAUCACCAGGCUGAGGAUGUGUGCCGACAGCAAGAUGCAAUUCUGGCCUCCCAUGCACAACUACACAAGGCUUGGCUUGAGGGCUUGGACUGGUGUAAUGCCGGCUGGUUAGAGGAUGGCUCAGUCCAGUACCCAAUCUCCCAUCCUCGAGACCAAUGUGGCCGUAAGGAUAGCCCUCCCGGUGUCCGCAACUAUGGCUACAGGCACAAAGAUGAUGAACGCUAUGAUGCUUUUUGCUUUACCUCAAACCUCAAUGGACAUGUUUACUUUCUCAAACGUUUUAAGAAGGUAAACUACCUUGAGGCAGUAAAGGCAUGUCAACGUGAUGAUGCAGUGAUAGCCAAAGUCGGACAACUGUAUGCCGCUUGGAAGAUCCAGCUCUUGGACCGUUGUGAGGCAGGAUGGGUGGAAGAUGGCAGCAUUCGUUACCCCAUUGUCAAUCCUCGAACACGCUGUGGGGGCCCAGAACCCGGUGUCCGAAACCUAGGUUUCCCUGAUAAGAAGUUCCGCCUCUACGGAGUCUACUGCUUCCGCAGAAACACUGAUGUCCAGUCAACACAGGCUCCGAAAGAAACCACAUCCAAACCAGCCAACAGCACCAGAAGUAUCUGAAAGUGCAAAAUAAUAAUUACUUGCGUCAUGGCUUCCAUGUUUAACAGAAAAGGCUUUUUUGCACACCUGCUAGGCUACUAGGCAACUAGGCUAGCGCUGAACUCGGGGCAUAAAUGAGCUUAUAUAAUUUCAUUCAAUUGAAAUGAGGUGUCAAUAAUCUCUAAAUUGUGAAAGUUAGCAACUUUUUUCCUCAGAGACAUCACUAGGGAAGAAUAUGGCACAAUGUAUAAGCUUAAAUGUUUCACAACAAGCAUGCAGAGAAAGCAGAACUUAGCCUUGAGGUUUUCAAUUUGUUUGAUUUUUGCUGUUUCCCAAGGAAGACAAAAGCAACUUUUAUUAAUGUUAAGAAAGUAGGAGAGCUCAUUUAGCCUUAUAGCAAGAGGUAAUUGCGACUUUUUAUCUCACAAUUCUGACUUUUUUUUCUUGCAAUUGCGAGUUUAUGUCUCGCAGUUCUGAGUUAAGAAUUGUGAGAUAUAAAGUAACAACUGCAAAUUAUAAAGUCGUAAUUGCAAGAAAAAAUCAGAAUUGUGAGAGAAAAAGUAAGUUCUGAAAUACAAAGUCGCGAAUGUGAGUCAUAAAGUCAGAAUUGUGAGAUGAAAAGUCGUGAUCAUCUUUUUUUUUUUUUUAUUCCAUUGUGAAAACAAGCUUCUAUACAAUAGCCCUUAUUGACCUGAUGAUGAGAAAGUGAUAAAGGACUAAACUCGCAUCAGAUGCUAGCAUGAACUGGCUAGCUUGGCUGGGCUUAGCUUGCUUAUUAAAAUGAACUUUCACAGUUGUUGCCACCUAAGCAAGUAGCAAAACUGAUUAGCUUUGCCAACGACUAUGCACAUAACACUCAUUUUUGAUAAUUUUUGAAUGACCUUGCAAGCAAUAAUAGAAUCAAGCAUGACAUUAUUAGAUGUUUAUUGCACUGAUAAAGCUAAAGUAUUGUGAAUGACAGACUUACAUAUAAGCUGCUUUACUACCUCUUAGUGGUUGACAAUUGCACUGUUUGUUCAGUAUUGCACAAUAUUGUUUAUGAUGAUGCAUUUUAGAUUAAAGUUAUUUACCUGUU